UCCCUUUCCUAUCCCGCCUUCCUGAAAGAGAUGCCGUGAGGGAGCAUGGGAGACUUUUUCUGUUUGCACAGAUGAUAGAAAGGGCCGAUGGAGGAAGCCCCAAGAUCAAGGAGCACAAUUUGGGGCAGUGGGUAAUGGGCCCUUUAAGCCCCCCAGCAGACUCCCAUUGUUUGAGGCUGCAGUCCUGCCCUAUAUAGAUCUCAACUGCCCUACCACUGGGCUCUGUCUGCCUCCACACCCCACCCCACCACACUCUACCCCGCUUUCUGUGUUUGGGGCCCGAUUUGAGUAUCCUUCGGGAACAUCCGCAGUUAAGUUAUGGUGAUGAAUAAAAUCACGGACUGGUGACCUUUGAAGACGUAUCCUUGCAUUUCACCGAGGAGGAAUCGGUCUUGCUGGAUCCAGGCCAGAGAGCCCUGUACAAGGAGGUCACUUGGGAGAUUCAUGAGAUGGUGACCUCUCUGGGAGAUGUCUGCAGGAUUAUGGCUGAAGGGAAACCAUCAGAAGCGUUAUUGGAAAGAGCUGAAGAGCAGAAGGAGGAAUGGAAAGUGUGGAGUAAAGAUGGAGCAAAGAGACAACAGGAGAGACACACAGAGAAGCUGGGGGAUGAAGCCAGUACUUCUCAGGGAGGUGUAAAUAAAAUUAAGGGGGGUGCUGAUCAUCUGAAAGAAAUGAGAAUGUCUCCUGAGUGCAGUAAAAUCUCAACUUGCCAAAAAGCCCUGAAUAUACAUCCAAGACGGCAUAUGAGAGAAAAAGCAUAUAAAUGCUUAGAACGUGGAAAGAGUUUCAGUUACAGUAGCUCCCUUACAAAACAUCAAAGAUCUCAUUCAGGGGACAAACCUUAUGAAUGCUUGGAGUGUGGAAAGAGCUUCAGUCAAAGUGGCACUCUUACUACACAUCAAAGAACUCAUACAGGGGACAGACCUUACGAAUGCUUAGAUUGUGGAAAGAAUUUCAGUCAGAGUGGCCACCUUACCAGACAUAAACGAACUCAUACAGGGGACAAGCUUUACGAAUGCUUAGAGUGUGGAAAGAGCUUCAGUCAGAGUGGCCACCUUACUACACAUCAACGAACUCAUACAGGGGACAAGCCUUAUGAAUGCUUUGAGUGUGGAAAGAGCUUUAGUGACAGUAGCUCCCUUACUCGACAUCAACGAAGUCAUACAGGGGACAAGCCUUAUAAAUGCUUGGAGUGUGGAAAGAACUUCAGUCAAAGAUCCACCCUUACUUUGCAUCAAAGAACUCGUACAGGGGAGAAACCUUAUAAAUGCUUUGAGUGUGGAAAGAGCUUUGCUGACAGUAGCUCCCUUAGGAGACAUCAACGAACUCAUACAGGGGACAAACCCUAUGAAUGCUUUGAGUGUGGAAUGAGCUUCAGUCAGAGUGGCACCCUUACUAGACAUCAAAGAACUCAUACAGGGGACAAACCCUAUGAAUGCUUGGGGUGUGGAAUGAGCUUCAGACAGAGUGGCCACCUUACUAUACAUAAACGAACUCAUACAGGGGACAACCCUUAUGAAUACUUGGAGUGUGGAAAGAGCUUUAGUGACAGUAGCUCCCUUGCUGGACAUCGAUGAACUCAUACAGGGGACAAGCCUUAUAAAUGCUUGGAGUGUGGAAAGAACUUCAGUCAGAGAUCCACCCUUACUUUGCAUCAAAGAACUCAUACAGGGGACAAUCCUUAUGAAUGCUUGGAGUGUGGACAGAGCUUCAGUAGCAGUGGCAACCUCAGUUCGCAUUGAAGAACUCAUACAGGGGACAAGCCUUAUAAAUGCUUAGAAUGUAAACAGUUUCUAUGACAGUGGCACCCUUACUAAACAUCGAAGAACUCACACAGGGGACAAGCCUUGAUGUGUGGAAAGAGCUUCAGCUAGAGGGGCACCUUUACUUUGCAUCCAAGAACUCAUAAAGGGGACAAACCUUAUGAAUGAUUGGAAUGUGGAAAGAGUUUCAUUCAGAAUGGCCAUCUUCAGGCACAUCAAAUGAUCUAUAUAGGGGAACAGCCAUAUAAAUGCUUUGAAUGUGGAAAAAGCUUUAAGAAGAGUUGUAGUCUUUCUGUGCAUCGAAGGACCCAUAAAGCCCUAUGAGAAACUCAUACAGGGGAGAAGCCUUAUAAGUGCUUGCAGUGUGGAAAGAACUUCAGUCAGUAUAAGAAUCUUCAGACGCAUCAAAGGAUCCAUACAGGGGGAAAUAAAUAGCCAAAUAAACACUUUUCAUGUGGAAAAAGCUUUAAGCAGAGUUGUCGUCUUAACAUACAUGAAAGCAUCCAUGCACCGGAGAAACCUUAUAAACGUGUGGAACGUGGAAAGAGCUUCAGUCAUCAUCACAUCCUUGCUGCACACAAAAAGUAACCACACUGGUGGGGAACUAUAUAACUGUCCAGAGUGUGCAAAGAGUUUCAUUCAGCAUGCCUCCUGUUUUCUGCAUCAAAUAAUUCAUAGGAAACAGCUUGAAUCCCAUUUCCAUGUAUCAUUCACCUCAAAGGAUACUUAAAGGGGAGAAUGUUUUAUUGGCAACAUGAGUUCUUUGAUGAAUAGUAACAGAGCUACUGUUCAUGACUGAAGCUCUUUCCACACCAUAAAAAGCUGAGAGUGUAUCAAGAGAGUGUUGGGAGUAAAGCACCAACACAAUAGUAUAAACAACCUGAAGUCUGGGUGGGGGAAGAGACAGAAAGGCAAUCUAGUCUUGCCUCUGCUGAUUCCUCUUCCAGAGUUUGAUGUUUUUGCAGGCUUUGCUCCUCUUUACUCCCUUCUCUUCCUGUUUUUCUUCUUUAGUUCAAAAUUGCUCCCUGAGUGCAAGCCGCAUGGCUGUUUCAGCAUUGUAAUAAACCUUAAGUUUCUU
Molecule: messenger RNA, 2841 nt
Organism: Rhineura floridana
Lineage: Eukaryota; Metazoa; Chordata; Lepidosauria; Squamata; Rhineuridae
Product: zinc finger protein 501-like
Exons: 3
Coding region: 450-1577 (375 amino acids)
Source: RefSeq, a predicted model, not a curated record